Molecule: messenger RNA, 483 nt
Organism: Procambarus clarkii (red swamp crayfish)
Lineage: Eukaryota; Metazoa; Arthropoda; Malacostraca; Decapoda; Cambaridae
Product: cornifin alpha-like
Source: RefSeq, a predicted model, not a curated record
AUGAAGCCUCCAGACCCAUGUGUUAUGAAGCCACUAGAGCCACAUGUUAAGAAGCCUCCGGACACACGUGUUAUGAAGCCUCCAGACCCAUGUGUUAUGAAGCCUCCAGACCCAUGUGUUAUGAAGCCUCCAGACACACGUGUUAUGAAGCCUCCAGACACACGUGUUAUGAAGCCUCCAGACCCAUGUAUUAUGAAGCCUCCAGACACACGUGUUAUGAAGCCUCCAGACACACGUGUUAUGAAGCCUCCAGACCCAUGUGUUAUGAAGUCUCCAGACCCAUGUGUUAUGAAGCCUCCAGACCCAUGUGUUAUGAAGCCUCCAGACCCAUGUGUUAUGAAGCCUCCAGACCCAUGUGUUAUGAAGCCUCCAGACCCACCUGUUAUGAAGCCUCCAGACCCACCUGUUAUGAAGAAUCCAGACCCCACGUGUUAUGAAGCCUCCAGACCCAUGUGUUAUGAAGCCACUAGAGCCACAUGUUAA